Messenger RNA from Striga hermonthica, 786 nucleotides. The record is from the annotation of a GenBank genome assembly. NCBI's taxonomy places the organism in Eukaryota, Viridiplantae, Streptophyta, Magnoliopsida, Lamiales, Orobanchaceae.
AUGCUAACCCUGAUCUGUCGCCUGCUCUGUUCGGUUGGGCCGUCUGAAGGAUUUGGUUUUGGAGGUCGGGCUCAGAUGCGGGGCUCUUCUGGUUCGGGUCGUGGGGCGGAGCUAAUCGAGGGAGAGGCUGGGUGCACCGAUCUCGGUCCUGGUAGGGUCUUUGCCUCAUCUGAUGUCCCCCUCUCUUCGGCUGGUCGGGACCGGGAUUCUGCACUCGCUGAGCAGCACCGGAUUCUGCUUCGUCCUUCUGUUUUCGGCAAGGUCUCAUCCGGUCAGCCACAGACAACCUCCACUCGCCACCCCUGCUCCGUCGCCGCCGACAAAUUAAAACUCCGCCACUCCGGCAGCCUUGAUGUUUUCUUCGAUCAAUUGGAGGCCAUCAAGGACAAGAUCGCGGCCAGAAGACCAUCCACAGCCGCAUGUUCUCCUCCCAACUCUCAACACCUCCGCCGAUUUCAAGGACCUUUGGUCGGGAAUUCACACCUAAUAAAAUCCCGCUUCAAGUCCCUGGACUGGACCAACGUCGUCGGUCGCCACCUCCCUAGGUUCAGUCUCGGCAGCUCCUCCGAUCGGACACGAACCUUUGUCGUCGACGGCAUCCAGAGGAAACUCCAUGAGUCGAUGGCCUGGUUCAACGAUCUGUGGGAGAUAAUCGGGGCUGAGUACGGGGAGACGGUGUGGCGGAAAAUACUUUACCUUGAACGGCGGCAGCGAAGGGGCGAGGUGGUGGAGGUGACGACGGAGCUCUGGGAGAGGCACGUGGAGGCAGUAAAGUUAGAGAGGUAG